Messenger RNA from Ciona intestinalis (vase tunicate), 1580 nucleotides. NCBI's taxonomy places the organism in Eukaryota, Metazoa, Chordata, Ascidiacea, Phlebobranchia, Cionidae. The record is from RefSeq and is a predicted model, not a curated record.
AACAUAAUUUUUAAUUUAUCUCUUUCAAUACAGCAUAUAACGUAAGUCAAAUUUAUUAAAACAAAUUUUGUGACUGGAAACGAGGCGGAAAUGACUUCACACGAGUCAGAAAACGCUUCAGGAUUUCUGAAACCCGAAAUGGAAUCUCAACGUAGACAUUCCUGGGAUGGGAGAUUUUCGACCAACAAGAUUGACCUGGGUGGCGAAUCGACUGUUUGCCGAAACGACUCGAAGGGAAGGCGCAGAAGAGAGCUUAGGAGAUCACAUGUGGUGACGGAAGCACCUGAUGUGACAUUGUUUGAGGAGCAAGAUCAAAACAAUGCAUCAACUAUUCCGACUAAAGAUGACCCUACGCCAGUGGCAAGCGAAAACAAAAACACGAACAAUCGCCCAUGGGGACUAAGGAGGCGAAUUACUAAGACUGAAAACCAUUGCGAAAAAAUCGAAGAUUCAACUCCCGCCAACCAAACCGGGACCCCGAAAAGGCGAAGCGGCAUUGCUAGUUUCGCAACCGGGAGUUCCCCUCGUAAUUUGUGGCAGCCACAAAAACCAAGCGUCCGUUUCACCGAUGUUAACGACUCAAACAUCAACGCUGCUACCCCGCCAGACAUGAGCUCAAGGUCUUUUAGAAACAGGAGAGCUACAGUUCAUUAUUCGUCGACUGGAAGACCGUCAGUGAUGGAACGAAGGUUGCUACAACCCAUCGCAGUAUUUCUUGGACAUCCAGCAAGAAUAGCUCUGGAAGCUAAAGAAGGCAAGGCAUUGGAACAAACGAAGGAUAUUUGUAAAGAUUAUAUUGUACACAGACUCCAACAACGUAAACUUGCCAACAGAGUAAAAGUGACGCGACAACAAUCAGCAAGUCGAGCGUUGUCUCGUGACGUCAUUUUCAUCGCCAGUGAACUAGAACGAAUGCAGAAACACCUUUAUAGUGACGUGUCGAAACAGAUUGGAAUCACAUUACGAUCAGAAGAUGUUUUACGGAAAGUAUUUUUUGAACUUGCUGGUGAAAUUCUGACCACGGAACCCGUGACGAUACCGAAAGAAGCGACCGUCAAUGGUGAAACGAAAAAAGAAAAAUCGCGCGCCUUUGUUUCAAGCGGCUCCAGAAUAAUCGAGAUAACGUGGGGUCGUAUUUGUGCCGUGGUAGCAAUUGCUGGAGGUUUAUCCAUAGACUGUGUAAACCAGGGACAUUCAGACUUAGUUAACCAACUUAUCGAAUUUUGCGGUGAAUUUGCAAGCGAGGAAGGUGUCUUGAGAUGGAUAGUUUCACAAGGGGGUUGGGAAACUCUGAGAGAAAUGACUGAUGACCAUUCUGCUAGUCAUACGGCCAAUGACUACGGAUAUUUAACUCACAUCUGUAAUGUUGCAUUAGCGUUGACCGCGUGUACCCUAGCAACAGUUUUGAGUGUUGUAGCGAUUGCCAGCGUUUCCGACACUGCCGGAUAGUUUGAUACUUAUUUUUAUACAUAAAAUUGUGACAUGUUACUGCUGCUAUUGCAUUGCGACACCCUUUUUACGUGCAUUAUUAAAGAUAUUUUCAGUCGUAAAACUGUGAACAUAAAGUAAAUAAUAACUUA